GCGCGGCUGGGCUCGGCUGGGCGCGGAGCGGGCGCGGGGGAAGAUGGAAGGAGCGUCCUUCGGAGCGGGCCGGGCGGGGGGGGCCAUCGACCCCGUGGAUUUCCUGAAGCAGCCGCAGACCCUGCUCCGGGUGACCACCUGGAUCUUCUCCAUCGUGGUGUUCGGCUCCAUCGUGAACGAGUGCUACGUGAACAAGGACAGCCAGCACCCCGAGCUGCUCUGCAUCUUCAACGAGAAUGAGAGUGCCUGCAGCUACGGCAUCGCCGUGGGCCUCAUCGCCUUCUUCGGCUGCAUCUUCUUCCUGGUGGUGGACCUGUACUUCCAGCAGAUCAGCAGCGUCAAGGACCGCAAGCGCGCCGUGCUGCUGGACCUGGGCUUCUCAGGUUUCCUGGCCUUCCUGUGGUUUGUAGCUUUUUGCUUCCUGGCAAACCAGUGGCAGAGGACGACGCUGACCAGGGGCUUCUCGCAGGGCGCCGACGCGGCGCGGGCGGCCAUUACCUUCUCCUUCUUCUCCAUCAUCAUCUGGGUGGUGCUGGCGCUGCGGGCGCUGCAGCGGUACCGCCUGGGCACGGACAUGUCCCUGUUCGCCACCGAGCAGUUCGGCACCGACCCCGGCGCCUCCUACCCCGGCUACCCCGGCGGCAGCGGCGUGGAGAGCACGGAGACCUACCAGAGCCCGCCCUUCACCGAGACCUUAGAGCCCAACCCCAAAGGUUACCAAGUGCCAGCGUACUGAGGGGCCGCGGCGGUGCCACCCCCGCCCGGUCCCACCAAUGUGUCCCAGCCCCAUCUCCUUGCCGUGGCGAGUCAGUGCCGGGUCCCUUUAUUAGCUCGUUGUGCAGUGAAUUCUGUACAGUGGUAUUGGUUCUUGUCUUACCUGUCCCAGGGUUUCUAAAAGCAGUGUUCCCUCUAAGCCAGGAGGAAGGAAGGUUGGUACCACAUCACCUACACGUGGGGAGGAGGAGGAAAUGCCCCCUCUGAGCUCUGCUGGGAAAGCCCAGGACACCUUUUCCUCUCAGAAAACAGCAGCUGAGGAAUUAUUAUCUCGUUCUUCCAGAGCUAACACAGAAUCCAUCGAGGGUGGGUGGGCAGCGGGGAGAGCUGACCCUGUCUGCUCCUGCUGUGGAGCUUCCAGUCCAGGUUCCAUGGAAAGUGCCAAAUUCACAGGGAAAUCAGCGGUGUCUGUGUUAUUUUUCUUUGUAUAUAUUUGCUGUACAAAACAAAUAGCCAAACAGGUGUUUCAAAGCUUGGUUUAGAGGCACAGGGGGGGCCCAGCAGGCUGGGGUUGGGAUCAGUAUCCAAAUUGCUUCUACACAUCACCAGGUUCUGGCUGAGCAUUUAAGAAGUUACUGUUUGACAGUGGACACCAGCAGGAGCUGGUGCCAGCUGGGAACAGCCCGUGAGCAGUGGGAAUGAGGCGCUUUGUGGCUCUGUUUCUCAUGGGGGAUUGGGAAGUUUGUAAAUUCCUAAGGAAUUUUUGGUUGGCUGCACUGACAUGUGCUCACCCUGGGGAGGUGAGGACCAAGGUGAGGGGCUCAGCCUCAACAUCCAAGGCUGUUAGGAGUGAUGUUGGACCUGUGUUUUUAUUGUGGGAGCAGCCACCAUCUGUCAGCUGCAGCAGAACCCCGGUGGGGACACGUGUGUCACCUACAGCCUCCAGGAAUGAGGGAGUUGGGCAGGGAGCUGGGAAGGCUUCCCAGGCCUUUGGAGUCCAUCCCGAGUGGGCUCACGGCCGUGUUUGGGAAGGGAGGCAGCGAAAAGCACCCGGGAAAGAGGCUCAGGUUGGGGGCUGAGCUGCAAAGAACAAAGAGCAGAACGUGUGAAAUGCAGUAGGUCCUUGCCAGCCACCUGCCAGCUUCCCCUGCCCGUGUGGCAGCUGAUCCAGGCCGUGUCACCAAGGGCUGAGCAGAGGAGCUGGAACUUGAAUUCCCCGCGCCGUUGGUGGCAGCUCCACCCCUGGGGACCCCCGGCAGCCCGGGGUCCUGCCUUGCCUGACCACUGCCUUCCGACCUCGUGAGCAGCAAUAGCCACCAGCUGUCCCCUCCUGUCACAGGCCCUGGCGCCACCGCCACCGCUCGUUCCCGCCGCCGGGCCGCAGAGCAGUGCGCUAAUUAACGAGCGGUGGAUAAAUGCACUAAUUAAGCAGCCAAUCGUCCCAGAGGUCACUGCCGGUGGUGAAGUGCAUUCCUUGCCUUGGCUCCAGGUUCUGGCUGUGCCCAGCUCCUCACAGGUGCCUGACCAUGGACAGCCCAGUGCAGCAUCAGCCUCAGUGAAUUCCGGGAUCUCUGUGGUUUUGUGGAGUCAGUUUUGCUGGGAAAGAAAAAAACCCCGAGGAUUUUAAUACAGGGUAUGGUAGAACUGUAGCAAUAUUUUCCUUAGAGGGAACACUGAAACUUUAGCAGCACAAACAGUACUUGUGUUAAUAUUUUAGCAAAAUUAUAAUCAAUUUAAAUGUUUAAAUUGAUUGUACGUGAGAUAAUGUUCGUUGGGUACAGUGUAUUUUUUCUAACUAUAAUAUAACUGUUCCAGAGUUUCCGUGUAACUGUAAAGAGCUAAAGCUGUGUCUGCCUGCGGGACACAUCCUGCCCCGUGUGCCCCCUGUGCUGAAUAUUACACGCUCUGAAUGUCCCCCGAGGCCUGCAUUGCCUUUCUUUGCCCCCACACGCACAUCCCACCACGCCCCGACCUCUGGGGCAGCAGCAGGGACACAGGGACCACACCAGCUCAGCUCCUGGUGCUUCCCGAGGGUUGCUUCAGCUUCCCAAAGUCAGGGGCAGCUUCUCCUUCUCCAGCUGCUCUGCUGGGCAGGGAGGAGGAGGAAGGAUUGGGUGCCUGAGGGGCGUCCUGGCAGCACAGGAGAUGCCCCUUGAUUAAACCAGAGCUGGGAAUAACACGGCCAUCAUCACUCAGCAGGCACCUGGAGGGAGGUGAGCCCUGAUCCUCCAGUCCCAGGCAGUGCAGGGGUGGCACUGGCACGGGCAGGAGCCCAAAGCUGGAGCAUUUUUCCAGUGAAUGGUGCUGGCUUCGUGUCCCAUGUGGCCACUCCAAGGCCGUGUCACCAGGCAGGAAGGGACAACCCCAAACUGCCUGGCCGUGGAGAGCCUUCACCCACCUCAGCCUGACUCAAACAACCCCAGUUUGGAGUUUGUUGGUGCAGCUCCCCGGCCUCACGGAGCCCUGGCCCUGCUGAGCUCAGCCCCGCUCAGAGGGAGGGUGACAGCCGUGCCUGGAAUCCUGCCCCGAAUCCCUUGGGAGCCCCAGAGUGUCCCCAGAGCCGCUGGGUGUCACCGGAGCCCUGUGGUGGCUGUGGCAGCCCCUCGGUGUGUCCCUCAGGCAGGUGGGGCAGUGCUUGCAGAGCCAGAGCCGUGGCUGUGGGGUGCUGGGGGUUCAGGUGUUUGUAACAUCCAUUUUCAUCUUUUCUCCUCCUUUUCUCCCAGCUGUGGUACAGCAGCACUCUCCCCCUUGUAACCACCCAGGCCACAUCCUAAGGGGCUGUGCCAAAUUUGUCCCCAAACCGUGCCAGGAUUGUCCCUGAGUGUGUCAGGGCUGUGCCAUCCUCACAAGCUCUGUUCUCCCCAGAGGUCAACAGCACCUCCAGCUCACAGAGGGCAGGACCUCGCUGUGCUCAGCCCAGCCCAAAAGCCUCUGCACAGUGUUAGCACUAACUUUGGGUGUGAAGAGUGGAAUUCCAGCAUUCUGCCUUUCCUGGAGCUGCAUUCUGCCCUCUCCUCUGCUCCAGGAGGCUCUGUCACCACACUGCUGUUUCUCAGCACUGAAGUAACCACAUCAUGCAUUGUGCAGUUCAAGUACAUUAAAAGAUUUGGAAUUUUUGCCAACAUUCCAAGCUGUUCUUAGCAAAGGUGGAAGCUCUGCUUUGCGAUGUUCAGUAGAAAAUGUUCCCCCCCUGCAGUGCCUGCUCUGUGUCAGGGGCUGGAGCAGACCCUGAGAGCAAAGCCCUCCCUUACAGGACAGCAUUUGGGGUCUCACUGCUCUUGUGCCUGGACAGGGGAGGAGAUUCCCCUCAGUUCAUGCCACAACAACGGGUGACACCCACAGCAUUUCUCUUCUGCUGCCCCUCAGUCCCUACAGGGCUGUUCUGGACCUCCCCUCCAGUGCCAGCCCCCAGCGGCUCCUGGCUCUGCCUGCUGCCCUCCCCAUCCUGGGCCAUUCCUUAGGAAUUCCCAUCAUUAUUCCAUGCAGUGGGUAUUUAUUCCUCCCAGUAAGAACUGGUUUACAUUCUACAGGCCCCUCCCAGCCCGUGCUAUCCCCAGGCAGUGGCUCUGGUCCCCGGUCCCAUUCUCAGUUGCAUUUUGCCCUCUGUGUGUCCCCAGCCCCUCUCCCCCCUCGGUGAGGCUCAGCCCCAGCCCUCACUGCCUCAACUUGAACCCCAGUUCAGCUGCCUGGAUUUUGUUGCAAUACACAUUCAAACCUCAGCUCCUUUAAGAGUUUUAAUCUCCAACAGCUCCCACCUGAGCGUUGGGAAGUUCAGUUUCUUUGCAGAUACCUCUGUCCAAGCAGACGCUUCCAGGAGUUGCAGUUGUCACCAACCUCUGUGCAGUGUAGUAUAAAGUGGACUGUGUAUGGAAAUAAGUUAAAAAUGUUUACAAUUUUGUAUAUAUUAUAUAUAUAAAAAAAUAUCUUUUGAGAGAACAAUCU
This is a messenger RNA of Prinia subflava (tawny-flanked prinia), 4656 nucleotides long. RefSeq names its product synaptogyrin 3 (gene SYNGR3). NCBI's taxonomy places the organism in Eukaryota, Metazoa, Chordata, Aves, Passeriformes, Cisticolidae. The transcript is spliced from 4 exons. Gene Ontology annotation, cellular component: neuromuscular junction; synaptic vesicle membrane. The record is from RefSeq and is a predicted model, not a curated record. Bases 44 to 736 code for a protein of 230 amino acids.